AAAACCAAUUAGCAUUUCCAACCUCUAAACAUCGUCAUGCCCAACAAUAAGAAACUCAAGCUUUCAAAAAUAAAGGCCUCUGAUAAGGCUCACCCGUACUCACGGAAAGCAGUCCAAAUGCGACGAGCCAUAAAUCGGCAAGAUAAACUCGUUAAGCAAAAGUCGGCUAGUGACGAAAAGAAAACGAGAACAGUUGAGCGAAUGCUGUGGUUCAAAUAUGCACUUCCAGAGGACAUAAGCAUAGCCACGAAUGAAUUGGUGCACGACAUAAUAGAGCAGUACAUUGCGCGAAACGAGGAAGAGAUUGCGGAGAUUAGGGGCAAACUGAGGCAAGGGCGACCAAGACCGUCCCGGUUGGACUUGCUUGAGAAUCUAAAAUCGAAGGACGAACAAGAGUACAUCAAUGGUAUUGAAAUACCGGUGCUAACUGAUGCGAAGAAUGUGACGAUCUUGAGAUCAUGGGAGGGUGAUUAUAAUGGGCUCGGUCGCAUAAAAGUCGUCGUAGUUCGACGGCCUGUUUCAACAACGGAUCCCGUUAAAGGGGCGCCAACAGAAGGAGCGCACGUAGCAGAUAGUAUAAGUAGCAUAACGGGAAUGCAAGUGGACGAAUAGAAUGAAGAUAUCCCAGCAUUUUGUGAUGCUUUUCAUGAUUACUUCGCCUGGACACGUAUUUCCAUUGAUAACUCACAU
Messenger RNA from Spizellomyces punctatus DAOM BR117, 690 nucleotides. RefSeq lists its product as uncharacterized. The transcript has 2 exons. Gene Ontology annotation, cellular component: nucleus. The coding region runs from base 37 to 612 and encodes 191 amino acids. NCBI's taxonomy places the organism in Eukaryota, Fungi, Chytridiomycota, Chytridiomycetes, Spizellomycetales, Spizellomycetaceae. The record is from RefSeq and is a predicted model, not a curated record.